AAGAUUCUGGUAUUGAUCUUUUUGAAGAAAAGAAAUUUGAAGAACCUCUAAAAUUUGAAGUUGAAGUAAUAAAUAUUGCUAUAAAUAAUAAAUUAAUAAUAGAUGAAUUCUUUUAUAUUAGUAUUUUUGAACAACAAGAACAAGAAGUUAAUAAAAAUAAUUUGUAUAUUGAUAUACAAGAAUAUAGUUUUGAGCCUAAUAUCGUAAUAGACAUUCACAAUGAUAAAAAUAGAAUUAACAUUGUUACUAAUGUUUAUAAUAAAAAUGAAAUUUAUGAUGUAGCCAAUAUUUAUAGUAAAAAGUCUGAAAAUAAUGAUAUAGAAGUGAAAGUAUUAGGCUAG
Messenger RNA from Racocetra persica, 341 nucleotides. NCBI's taxonomy places the organism in Eukaryota, Fungi, Glomeromycota, Glomeromycetes, Diversisporales, Gigasporaceae. The record is from the annotation of a GenBank genome assembly.